This is a messenger RNA of Cornus florida, 723 nucleotides long. Its product is annotated as disease resistance protein TAO1-like. The record is from RefSeq and is a predicted model, not a curated record. NCBI's taxonomy places the organism in Eukaryota, Viridiplantae, Streptophyta, Magnoliopsida, Cornales, Cornaceae. The transcript has 2 exons. Bases 1 to 723 code for a protein of 240 amino acids.
AUGUUGGAAGAAUUAAAUCUCUCCCAAUGCCAGAAGCUGCAUGAGAUUGAGGAUCUUAAGGGUUUGAAAUCCUUGAAGACGCUUGACCUAUCAUAUUGUACGACCUUGGAGAGGUUACCUGAUCUAUUGAACUCGGAAAUGUUGGAAGAAUUAAAUCUCUCCCAGUGCCAGAAGCUACAUGAGAUCGAGGGUCUUAAGGGUUUGAAAUCCUUGAAGACACUCGACCUAUCAUAUUGCACGACCUUGGAGAGGGUGAGAGUUGUUACAUUACCUGAUCUAUCGAACUCGGAAAUGUUGGAAGAAUUAAAUCUCUCCCAGUGCCGGAAGCUACAUGAGAUUGAGGGUCUUAAGGGUUUGAAAUCCUUGAAGACACUCAACUUAUCAUAUUGCAUAGCCUUGGAGAAGUUACCUGAUCUAUCGAACUCGGAAAUGCUGAAAGAAUUAAACCUCUUCCGGUGCCUGAAGUUACAUCAGUUUGCGGGUCUGAAAUCCCUGGAGAUGCUGGACUUGCCGUGUUGCACAGCCUUGGAGAGAUCACUUGAUCUAUCGAACUCGAAAAUGCUGAAAAAAUUAAAGAUCGCCCAAUGCCCGAAGCUACAUGAGAUUGAGGGUCUUGAGAGUUUAAAAUCCUUGAAGACACUGGACUUGUCAUAUUGCACAGCCUUGGAGAGGUUACCUGAUCUAUCGAACUCGGAAAUGCUAGAAGAAUUAAAUCUCUUCUAG